AUGACGCCUGGGAAGACCUCACUGAGGUCACUGCUGCUGCUGCUCAGUCUGCUGGCUAUAACGAAGGUAGGAAUAGCGAUGCCACAAAAUCCAGGAUGCCCAAAUACUGAAGACAAGAACUUCCCCCAGACGGUGAAGGUCAAUCUGAACAUUGUUAACCGGAAACUGAGUCCCAGAAGGGCCUCAGAUUACUACAACCGAUCCACUUCACCUUGGAAUCUCCACCGCAAUGAGGAUCCUGAGAGAUAUCCCUCAGUGAUCUGGGAAGCCAAGUGUCGCCACUUGGGCUGCGUGAAUGCGGAAGGGAAUGUGGACUACCACAUGAACUCUGUCCCCAUCCAGCAGGAGAUCCUGGUCCUGCGAAGAGAGCCUAAGCACUGCCCCCGCUCCUUCCAGCUGGAGAAGAUGCUGGUGGACGUGGGCUGCACCUGUGUCACCCCCAUCGUCCGCCACUUGGCCUAA
Otolemur garnettii (small-eared galago) is the source of this 462-nucleotide messenger RNA. RefSeq names its product interleukin 17A (gene IL17A). Gene Ontology annotation, biological process: inflammatory response. Gene Ontology annotation, cellular component: extracellular region. NCBI's taxonomy places the organism in Eukaryota, Metazoa, Chordata, Mammalia, Primates, Galagidae. Gene Ontology annotation, molecular function: cytokine activity. Bases 1 to 462 code for a protein of 153 amino acids. The record is from RefSeq and is a predicted model, not a curated record. The transcript is spliced from 3 exons.